AUGGCUCUUCGUUCAUUCUUUCUCAUGACCCUCGUCUUCGCGCUGGCCGUGGUGGCGACGCCCAUUCGGAUCCGCAACAAUCGCAUAACGCUGCCCAUGGUCAAACGGGCUAACUCGACGAGCAUGACUUCAAUAGUUCUGCGCGAUCAGGCUCGCGCUCUGAACUUCAAGGGUCGGACGUCUAAGAAUCAGCGCCGCACGAACGGCACCACCGGUGACAUUGCUGCAACCAACCAGGCUGAGGAUUAUGUUGUCAGCGUUGGCAUUGGCUCCCCCCCGACAUACUAUACGCUCUUGGUCGAUACUGGUUCUUCUAACACGUGGGUUGGCGCCGCCAAAGCGUACGUGCAAACAACCACUUCCGUUAACACCGGCGAUAGUGUGACUGUCACGUAUGGUUCUGGGGCGUUCACCGGUACUGAGUUCGAGGACACGGUCACGCUUGGUGAUUUGACGAUCGCCGGACAAUCGAUCGGCGUUGCCAGUGAAGCUGAAGGAUUCUCUGGUGUUGAUGGUAUCAUUGGGCUUGGUCCGCAGGAUUUGACCGCCGGUACUGUUAGCUCGGGAAACGCGGAUACUGCCACUGGCGGUGGCCACAGCAGGCAUAAUAAUAAGGAUGCCUCCCGCAAGAACGGACGAUCAAGCUUCACAACGAGCGAGACGAGCGAUGAGGUCCCGACCGUUACGGAUAAUCUCUUCUCGCAAGGCACUAUCGCUGAGAACGUUGUCGGCAUCUUCUUCGCGCCCACCACCUCGGAUAACGACACGAACGGCGAGCUUACAUUCGGUGGGGUCGACGAUUCGAAGACCACUAGCGACGUCACUUACACGUCUAUCACAACGACAUCUCCUGCAAGCGAGUACUGGGGCAUAGAUCAGUCCAUUACGUAUGGAUCCUCGGGAACGUCCAUCCUUGCGUCGACUGCUGGCAUCGUUGACACCGGAACUACUCUCAUUCUGCUAUCUACCGAUGGAUACAGUGCAUACAUGGAGGCCACUGGUGCUACAGAGGAUGAGACAACCGGCUUGUUGACGAUCUCCAGCACAGAUUACGACAAUCUUCAGAGCCUGUUCUUCAACAUUGGCGGGACCUCCUUCGAGCUGACUGCUAACGCUCAGACAUGGCCUCGUUCUCUGAACACCGCCAUCGGUGGCAGCGCCGACGACAUCUACCUCGUCAUCAGCUCAACUGGCACACCGUCCGGCGAGGGUCUCGACUUCAUCAACGGCUACACCUUCCUGGAGCGCUUCUACUCCGUCUUCGACACCACCAACUCGCGCGUCGGCUUUGCAACGACCGCGGACACCAAUUCGACGUCCAACUGA
Laetiporus sulphureus 93-53 is the source of this 1326-nucleotide messenger RNA. Its product is annotated as acid protease. The record is from RefSeq and is a predicted model, not a curated record. The transcript is spliced from 10 exons. Gene Ontology annotation, molecular function: aspartic-type endopeptidase activity. Gene Ontology annotation, biological process: proteolysis. The coding region runs from base 1 to 1326 and encodes 441 amino acids. Lineage: Eukaryota; Fungi; Basidiomycota; Agaricomycetes; Polyporales; Laetiporaceae.